This is a messenger RNA of Zerene cesonia (dogface butterfly), 3590 nucleotides long. RefSeq names its product monocarboxylate transporter 9-like. The record is from RefSeq and is a predicted model, not a curated record. The coding region runs from base 549 to 2930 and encodes 793 amino acids. The transcript is spliced from 6 exons. NCBI's taxonomy places the organism in Eukaryota, Metazoa, Arthropoda, Insecta, Lepidoptera, Pieridae. Gene Ontology annotation, biological process: monocarboxylic acid transport; transmembrane transport. Gene Ontology annotation, molecular function: monocarboxylic acid transmembrane transporter activity.
GACACUUGUCGAGAGGAAUUUCUGUGUAACGGACGUAUUGUGAAUAAAAAAAUGGGAACCCGCACAACGAGGCGCGACGUUCCUUGUCACGCCUCUUAACUUAGUUCACUGGUGUUAUUUUUGCAAACGCACGUCUGUGGUUUUCGUGAAUCGGCGCUUCGACAUCCGCGAGAUUUCAACAGAUUCAGGUUAUUUACUGCCCUGAAAUGUACGAAACAGAAAGACUUUAAUGUCAAGAAGAGUAACGUCGUUUGAUUACAAAACGCGCGAUAACUUUGAAAGUGUAUUUUUUAAUAGACUGAAAUCGAGGACUAGCCGGUCCUUGAUGAACUCGUCAACUUAUAAUCCCUGCACACUCACUCUUUGUAUAUCGAAGAGGCCCUGUCGCUAUUCUGCAAGAGAUCCUAGAUUAAGACAUUGGUCGAGAGAACUAAUCGUCUCCUCUACUUAAACGAACUCCGGCAUUUUAUUAUUGAAAGCAAAUUGCAUCUUCCCAGAAAGAGCAGGAUCAGAAGUACGUACUUAAUACCGUACUUAAAACGCGUGGGAUGGAAACGGAAAGAACUCACGCAAAUGGAAUUCCAGGUAAAGUUAUCCACAAUGAACAUAAAGUUCCGUCUGAAGAGGAGACGACGACGUCACCGCUUUUAGUCAAGAAUGAUAUCAAGUUCAUCGACUCUGUCCAUGACAGCAAGCUUGAUGUAAGAGAUUCGGAUAAGUCCAACGAUCUGAACACUGUGAAUUCGAUUAAAACGGAUGAUGUUAAAAAGGAUAACCUGAUAGUACAGUAUAAUAAAGACGAUGAUGAUGCAAAGUCGACGAAUGAAAGAGUCAAGUUCUUGGGUUUGGGUGACGCUGACAGUAUUUGUUCAAGCAAGCACUCAGUCGAACAAGAGCCACAAAUACCGGAUGGGGGAUGGGGCUGGGUGGUCGUAGCUGCCUCUUUCCUCAUCGCCACUGUGGCUGACGGCUUAGCUUUCUCAUAUGGCUUAUUGCAGAUCAAGUUCGUGGAUUUCUUUGAAGCGAGCGAAGCGAAAACGUCAUUGAUUGGAAGUCUCUUUAUAUCAGUCCCACUUAUAGCUGGGCCGAUAAUGAGUGCGCUUGUUGAUAGAUAUGGAUGCAAGAAGAUGACUAUGGUCGGUGGGGUGUUCUCUACAGUUGGAUUUGUGGCUGCUUCAUACAGCAAUACUGUUGAAGCGCUGUAUAUAACAUAUGGUCUUAUUGCAGGAUUGGGUAUGGGACUUUUGUAUGUUACUGCUGUUGUUUCUAUAGCGUACUGGUUCGAAAAGCGACGAAAUCUCGCCGUCGGUUUAGGAUCAUGCGGUGUUGGAUUUGGUACGUUUGUGUAUUCGCCACUGACUACUUAUUUAUUAGACGAGUAUGGAUGGAGAGGAACGUUGUUACUCCUGGCUGGCACGGUACUUAAUGUAUGUGUUUGUGGAGCUGUCAUGAGAGAUCCCGAAUGGUUGAUAUUGGAGCAGAAGAAACAAAGAAAACUUAGUAAGACUAAGAGAGCAUCAAGUUCUACAUCUAUAUCGGGUAGAUCAGCUAGGUCGGGUGGUGGUGAAUCCAUUUACCCAGGUGCUGAAGAAUUAAAGUCGAUGAUGAAAAGUGGUGAGACCCCUGAAGAUAUACUCAUGGCUUUGGUUGCUUCUAUAGCAGAAGCAGAAAACGUUGAAGAAAUAACAAAAAGAAACGCUGAUUUGUCCCAAAUUCAAAAGGGGAGCUCUGUUAUUAAUCUACCUACAUUUUUGCAACAACACGAGAGGGUGCCCAUCGAAGUAUUAGAUCAACUUAAAACGAACGAACGCCUCUAUAAUAUUAUAUUACAGAACUACCCUUCACUUCUGGCUUUAAGAACAUCUUCAGAGACGAAGUUGCCAAUUGAGGCACCAAAAAAAGAUGCGAAAGUAAAGAUAAGCAAAAAAGAUAAAAAGGAGUUUGAUAAGAAACUGGAGACGGUGAAGCACAAGUUGCUGCAACCAAUACCUGAGAAUAACGUUGUAUCACCGAAGACGGCUCGCCAAGAUUGGUUCACGAGACAUCUUCAAACGGAUCACCAUUAUUUAAGGGACAUCCGGGUCCAUCGCAAUUCGAUUAUGCAUCGCGGUGCUAUGAUGAAUAUUGCCAAAUAUAAACUCAGGGCGUCAUCGUGUCCAGAUAUUUAUAGAAAUUCCAUGUGGUCCGUGAAGGAUCAAGAAGACAAGACAAUCUGCAGGCGCCUACUGGACAUGAUCAACAAGACGUUUGACUUCAACAUGUUUACCGAGUUCCACUUCCUCAUGAUGAACCUGUCGACCAUUGUGUUGUUCAUCUGGUUUAUCGUGCCUUACUUCUACAUAUCUACCUUCAUGGAGGAGAGCGGCUACACGGAGACCCAAGGAUCGCUGAUGCUUAGUACAUUUGGAGUGGCUACUAUUAUUGGUAUUGUUGGUCUUGGAUGGAUGGGCGAUCUACCCUGGGUGAACAUCACCAAAACUUACGGGCUGUGCCUAGUGAUCUGCGGGGGCACCAUCUGUCUGUUCCCAGUGCUGAUACGCAUCAUGGACCCCAAGGAGAACUACAGCUUCUACAUACUGACGAUCAAUGCUCUGAUAUUCGGACUCACUUUCUCCAGUUCAUAUUCGUAUACGCCAAGUAUACUGGUGGAACUGAUCGCGCUGGAGCGGUUCACGAUGGCGUACGGUUUGGUGCUCCUGAGCCAAGGCGUGGGACACCUGAUUGGACCUCCUAUGGCCGGUGCAUUGCGUGAUAGAACCGGGUAUUGGGACGCGGCAUUUUACGUCGCUGGGAUCUGGGUGGUUGUCUCUGGCCUGUUGGUUGCUGUAAUACCGUACACUAAGAAUUUCCGGAUCAUAGGCAACGCACCGCUCGCGAAGGACGUGGCUGGAGAACCGGAUCCUAAUGUUAAAAUUAUAAUUGCGCAUUAAGCAGCAAUUAUGUUGUCAGCGACAAGAUUUUGAAAAAAAAUGUUUAAAUUAAAAAUGCAACCCUUUUUUUACAGAAAUGAGGCCAACCAUCGGUUAAUUAAAAGAACAUUCAAAGUCAUAGAUUACAGAUCUCGUAAAAGAGAUCGCAUUCUGAAUUGAGCACGAUUGUGGUUGAUUAAACUUAAUAAAAUAAAUAUGAGUAAAACGAAAAAUUGACAAGUUAAAUAAUACUUUAUGUAUAUUUUAAAUAUAUUACAUUAUGUAAGUUUUGGUAGGAAUUAGAUGACGUGUGGUAUUCAGGACGUAAUUUGUGAGGUUUUAUAAUAAAAUAUUAUUUAGUUUAGAAUGUUUGUAUGCGACAGUACAAGUCUUAAAAUAGGUAUUUAUAUUAUUAUUCUGAUGUAAAAUCUCGUUUGGUUUUAUUUUGGUAUUAAAAUGUACUUACUGAGGGUUUAAAUUUGAAUGUUGACCUAUAUUUGAUACUUACAUUUAUUGAAGGGCGAUUAAAGCAAGAAACUGCCAAAAUUUUAUGUACCACAUAAGAAGGCACUUUUUUAGAAUAGGUAAUAAGGCGAUAUUGUGUUUUUGAUUCUUCUUAGAUUCAAGUAUUUUCUAUUGGUAUUGAUUAUGAAUAUCUUAAUAAAUAUUUUAUUCAGAAUA